AUGACCGCUGCAGGAGUUGUCAGCAGCACAGCAUUACGCAUUGUCCAUCGUACAUGGAUUGACUAUUGGGAACGUUCACCGCACUACCCAGCCACCCCACACACUUCAAGCUGGCACAUAGAUCCCCGAUCCGUCAGAGUCGGAGGGAUGAUGAUGAUAUGGUCCAAUCAACUCAAAAUAUUAUGUGUUGAUGCAUUAAUGCAGCUAGUUUGUGUUACUCGAUUCCACGAGGUCGAUGCGUGCGGAGUCUGGGAUUCAAGUUUCGAGGUCAACUCGUUUUACAUUUCCAUUUCCAUUCAUUUCGUGACACCCUACAACACCAAUAAUGAGUUCACUGUGUCUUGCCGUAGUGUGCAAAACACUAUUCCCCAACCAACCAAUGCUUGUGAAAAUGCACCACACCUUGCCGAAGCAAGCAUGAAUCCAGAAAGUUCAAAUCAGGAAAACAUAUAUACUGAUAUGUAUACAUUCAGUGCAAUCAGUCCAAUCAGUGCAAUCAAUGAUUCAAGAAUCCCUACUUCACCAAUCUCGUCCCUGAUUGAGGCAGUUAGGAUACUGCAGUCUGGAAAGCAAUGCGACUCUACAGUAUCAACCAUAUAUACUGCAGAGUCCAUUGCACCAGAUUCAGCAGUGACUGGCCAUUCAUCAGGACCCGUUGAGCAUUAUACCGAUGCUCAAGCAUCUAUGCUGUCAUACAGCUAUGCUAAACGGGUUUUGGCGUGUGACAAACCGCCUUUUGAAACUCGGUAUAAAGCUGACCAGAUGAUGUACACAAGCAACCCAAUCACGGUGCUCAACCAGAUCCUGUUCAGUGUUUGCAGUCUCUGCAGUGGUGACUGGACCAAACUCAUGAUUGCUGAAAACAUGGCAAGAUCACCGCAUCAAUCAACCAGUACUGUUUACUCGACCACCCAAUGCAUCCGUGACAAAUGUAAGGUGCUUUCGAUUGAUCCAGACAGUGCAUCUGCGUCUGAUGCAACUCGACUGGUAUAUGUAGUUGGAUCUGUGGGCAUGCGAUUGAUCAACAGCGAUUUGUCAGUGUACACGCAGACCAACAAUUUGUGUGGUAUCAGUCCAAUCCAAACUACUGGCAGGGCAACUCGAGGUAAUAUGAACUCGAUUGGAAACGUUGACUUUUUCACAUUGAUGGACGAAAUGCUACAAACAGUCAAAUACCUCACCAUGCAAGUUGUAUUCCUGAAAACUGAUAUGGACGCUGUGACUAGCGCAUUUGGUCAGUUGCAGAGCCAAACCAAUGACAUUGUUGUCAUGAUGACCAAACACGACAAUGUCAUUCGAUCAUUACUGGGACAGAUCUUGGUCAAACUGGACUCUGGUUGCUCACCAACACAUGCAGUUGUUAUACCAGUUGUGGUAUUCGAAACCAUUUCCACGACUGUGAACAUCACCGCAACAGUGACUGUGUUUUGCCCACAAAGUCAAUCCAAGUUGUUCAUAUGCGACAACAGCACGUUGCACACACACGCAGACUGUCGAUACGGAAUGUCAAGCAACAAUCGACUUAUUCCGUAG
Molecule: messenger RNA, 1533 nt
Organism: Batrachochytrium dendrobatidis JAM81
Lineage: Eukaryota; Fungi; Chytridiomycota; Chytridiomycetes; Rhizophydiales
Exons: 7
Coding region: 1-1533 (510 amino acids)
Source: RefSeq, a predicted model, not a curated record